AUGAGGACCGCCGAGGUCCUCAUUCUCCAGGGGCGCCGGUCCCGUCGGGUCUUCCUUGUUUGGCGCCAGGCUUCGGCCGGCUCUGCGGGCAGCGGAUAUCCGCAGACCCAGGAGCACAUCCCGGACAGCCAUCCCCCCGCCCCCGCACACACACCACCGGCCCAAAUCAUUCUUCUUCACCCCGGGUUCCUCGACUCGACCUUCACCUGGGCGUUCAGCGCCCCGCGGCAGCGAGCGCACGUGAGGCAGCACAGCCCGGGGGGCUACUACCUGCUGGGGACGACCUCUCCCAACCCUUUUGUCCAUUCUGGAGACGUCUCAAAGGCACCCCCAGCCCAGAAGCUAUCUCCGGGCGACGGGCGGGUGGGCGGGGAGGAGCGUUCUCCCUGCUCCAAGGGACUGGCAGGCGACACGCCUCUGGAAGACCCUUACUUUGUAGUCAGAGGUGAGGUGCGGAAGGCGGUGGCAGCGGCCCGCAGGCUGCACCAGCGUGGGCGCUGGGCGCGGGACUGGAGGGCCGCCGAGCUGCGCAGCGACCCGCGCCGCGUGGAGUGAGACCUGGAGGACCUGGACGAGACCAUCCGCCUCGUAGGGGCGAACCCGGGCAAGUUCAAGCUCGCAGCCGGUAGAAAGGUGCUCGUGGAGCGCAUGCGGGAGGCUGUCCAGGACCUGAAAGACGAGAUGGCCGGCCCAGCAGCCCAAGCCUUCCCCGAGAGGAGUAGCAGGGAGGUGAUGCGUGGCAGGCAAGCGUAGGCGUCGCCACACGGUGACCUUGUGCAUGCCACUGCCAUCCCAGCCACCUCUCGCUACUUGGAAGAGCAGCAAGCCAGCCAACAGCUGCUCCUGGACAAGCAGGACCAACAGCUGGACAUGGUAGCUGGCAGCACCCAGGUCCUCAGGCAUAUGUCAGGCCACGUCGGAGAGGAGCUGGCAGAGUAGAGCAGGGAGCCAGCUCCUCUUCCCCCCCCCCCCCCGCUCCUGGGUGUGGUGGGUGCCUUUGGUGGCCCUGGCUGGCUUCGGGGAAGGGCUGAUGGCCUCUUGGUUUUGAUAGCAUACUGGACACUUUGCGCAGGACUGGACCAUACUUCCAGAUGGACUGGGUCCUUAGGAAGAUGGCCAAGGCGGCCCAUGUGACCAGUGUUGAGGGAUGGGGGGGGUGGAAUUCCUGGAA
Messenger RNA from Perognathus longimembris pacificus (Pacific pocket mouse), 1171 nucleotides. It is a transcript of the gene Stx10, whose product is annotated as syntaxin 10. Lineage: Eukaryota; Metazoa; Chordata; Mammalia; Rodentia; Heteromyidae. The record is from RefSeq and is a predicted model, not a curated record. Gene Ontology annotation, biological process: Golgi vesicle transport. Gene Ontology annotation, cellular component: membrane.